Molecule: messenger RNA, 6782 nt
Organism: Arabidopsis arenosa
Lineage: Eukaryota; Viridiplantae; Streptophyta; Magnoliopsida; Brassicales; Brassicaceae
Source: the annotation of a GenBank genome assembly
AGUCAAAAGUGAUGAUCCAAGCAAGCUUGUCAAAGCCUUCCUGAUGGCUACUAAAGACGCGAUCACAAAAUCCUCAAACUUCACGGCUUCGACCGAAGGAGGCAUGGGGACUAACAUGAACGCGACGAGCAAAGCGGUUCUUGAUUACUGCAAGAAAGUAUUGACUUACGCUCUUGAGGAUCUUGAGACCAUAGUUGAAGAAAUGGGUGAAGAUCUUCAGCAGAGUGGAACUAAGCUUGACCAGCUUAAACAGUGGUUAACCGGAGUUUUCAACUACCAAACCGAUUGUCUUGAUGAUAUCGAGGAAGUUGAGCUAAAGAAGAUCAUGGGUGAAGGAAUCUCUAACUCCAAGGUUUUGACCAGUAACGCUAUCGAUAUCUUCCAUUCCGUUGUUACCGCGAUGGCCCAAAUGGGUGUCAAAGUCGACGAUAUGAAGAACAUAAGCAUCGGAGCCGGAGCCGGCGGAGCCCCUGCACGUCGCCUUCUUGAAGACACCGACGCUAAGGGACUCCCCAAAUGGUUUUCUGGUAAAGACAGGAAGCUUAUGGCUAAGGCCGGACGUGGGGCUCCAGCUGGCGGUGCAGGUGGUGAUGAUGGUAUCGGUGAAGGCGGUGGUGGUGGCGGUAAGAUCAAGGCUACUCAUGUAGUGGCUAAGGAUGGAAGUGGACAGUUUAAGACCAUCUCUCAGGCGGUUAUGGCUUGCCCGGAUAAAAACCCUGGAAGGUGCAUUAUCCAUAUCAAGGCUGGUAUCUACAAUGAACAAGUCACUAUCCCUAAGAAGAAGAACAACAUUUUCAUGUUCGGUGAUGGUGCUACACAAACCAUCAUUACCUUUAACAGAAGUGUUAAACUUAGCCCAGGAACCACUACUUCACUCAGUGGCACCGUUCAGGUUGAAUCUGAGGGAUUCAUGGCGAAAUGGAUCGGGUUUAAGAACACAGCCGGUCCAUUGGGACACCAAGCGGUCGCACUCCGUGUGAACGGAGACCGUGCGGUCAUAUUCAACUGUAGAUUCGACGGUUACCAAGACACUCUCUACGUCAACAACGGACGUCAGUUCUACAGGAACAUUGUUGUAUCCGGUACAGUGGAUUUCAUCUUUGGAAAAUCCGCGACUGUGAUCCAAAACUCUCUAAUCCUCGUCCGAAAGGGAAGCCCCGGACAAUCCAACUACGUUACAGCUGACGGUAAUGAAAAGGGUGCAGCUAUGAAGAUCGGUAUCGUUCUCCAUAACUGCCGUAUCAUACCAGACAAGGAGCUCGAAGCUGACAAGCUAACCAUUAAAUCGUUCCUAGGAAGGCCGUGGAAGAAAUUUGCCACGACUGUGAUUAUUGGAACUGAGAUUGGUGAUUUGAUUAAACCAGAAGGAUGGACCGAAUGGCAAGGAGAACAAAACCACAAGACUGCUAAAUACAUUGAGUUCAAUAACCGUGGACCGGGAGCUGCCACUACUCAGAGGCCUCCUUGGGUUAAGGUGGCUAAGUCUGCGGCUGAGGUUGAAGCUUACACCGUGGCUAACUGGGUUGGUCCAGCUAAUUGGAUCCAAGAAGCCAACGUGCCCGUCCAGCUAGGAUUAGUAAACCGAGUUCUUAUUCAACCAUGUGAACCGACCCCAUCUGUAGUGUUGGAUCUGUCCUCAAUCGAUAAUAUUCCUGUCCUACGAUGUUUCGCUAGAACUAUACAUGUGUUUACACAUGGACCUGAUGCAGCUAGAGUCAUACGAGAGGCAUUGGCUAAAGCACUUGUCUCUUACUAUCCCUUGUCCGGUAGAUUGAAAGAGUUAAACCAAGGUAAAAUUCAGAUCGAUUGUACCGGGGAAACCGGAAUUUUGUUCGUUGAUGCGAUAACCGAUGUUACACUAGAGAGCGUUGGUUAUUUCGACAAUCUUAUGGAAAUACCUUACGAUGAUCUCCUUCCUGAUCAAAUACCUAGAGAUGAUGAUGCAGAACCGCUUGUCCAAAUGCAGGUGACCCAAUUCUCAUGCGGCGGUUUCGUAAUGGGCCUUAGAUUUUGCCACGCCAUUUGCGACGGCCUUGGAGCGGCCCAAUUCCUCACCGCCGUCGGGGAAAUAGCCUGCGGCCAGACGAAUCUCGGUGUCUCUCCCGUCUGGCAUAGAGAUUUCAUUCCACAGCACCACCGUUCGAAUGAUGUCAUAUCCCCGGCAAUUCCUCCGCCUUUUCCACCGGCGUUUCCGGGAUACAAGCUCGAGCACUUAAGCUUUGAUAUCCCUUCAAAUCUGAUCGAACAAUUCAAACGUGAGUUUCGCGCGUCGACCGGAGAGAUUUGUUCAGCCUUCGAGGUAAUCGCCGCCAGUUUUUGGAAACUUCGAACGGAAGCGAUAGAUCUGAGAGAGAAUACAGAAGUGAAGCUCGUCUUCUUCGCUAACUGUCGUCAUCUGGUUAAUCCGCCGCUUCCGAUUGGUUUCUACGGCAACUGCUUUUUUCCGGUGAAAAUCUCCGCCGGUAGCCACGAAAUCGCGAAGGAGAAAUCGGUGUUCGAUGUUGUGAAAAUGAUCAAGCGAGCCAAAGCGAAGCUACCGGAGGAAUUUGAAAAGUUCGUUAACGGCGACGGAGAUGAUCCGUUUGCGCCGGAGGUGGGAUAUAAUACGCUGUUCUUAUCGGAGUGGGGAAAAUUAGGAUUUAAUCAGGUGGAUUAUGGAUGGGGUCCACCAUUACACGUGGCACCAAUCCAAGGGCUGAGUAUUGUCCCUGCUGGCAUCGUAGGAUCUAUGCCUUUGCCGAAGAAAGGUGUACGUUUGAUGACGUGGUACAUGCUUCUCUGUUUUCUGUUGUUGUGUCAAGUUCUUGGACUGGUUUCUGGGGUUUGUCCAAUGGAUCAAGCGACAAUGGAUAGUGUAAUGGAAUCAGACGAGGGGUUGAAGGUGGAUUCACCAAACAGAGCAAACGUAGAGACUUCAAACUCUAAAAUUCAUGAAGAAGAAGAAAAAGAACUUAAGACCGAAUCUGUUAAGAAGAAAACAGAGAAGAACAAAAAAGUAGAAGAAGAUGAGAAGACCAAAACUGUACCGUUUCACAAGCUGUUUGCCUUUGCAGAUUCAUUUGACAUCCUUUUGAUGAUCCUCGGAACAAUAGGCGCGGUGGGUAACGGUCUUGGCUUCCCUAUCAUGACGAUCCUCUUCGGGGAUGUCAUAGAUGUGUUUGGACAAAACCAAAACAGUUCAGAUGUUUCUGAUAAGAUAGCUAAGGUGGCUCUGAAAUUUGUAUAUCUUGGGCUUGGAACUCUAGUGGCAGCUCUUCUCCAGGUUUCUGGUUGGAUGAUCUCCGGAGAGAGACAAGCUGGAAGAAUAAGGAGUUUGUAUCUGCAAACUAUAUUGAGACAAGACAUUGCCUUCUUCGAUGUCGAAACCAACACAGGAGAAGUUGUUGGAAGAAUGUCAGGUGACACUGUGCUUAUACAAGACGCCAUGGGAGAAAAGGUUGGGAAGGCUAUACAAUUGGUAUCAACGUUUGUUGGUGGAUUUGUGAUAGCUUUCACUGAAGGAUGGCUUCUUACAUUAGUCAUGGUAUCUUCAAUUCCGCUUCUAGUAAUGUCUGGUGCAGCUCUAGCAAUCGUCAUUUCGAAAAUGGCUUCUCGUGGACAAACUUCUUAUGCAAAAGCUGCGGUUGUAGUUGAGCAAACAGUCGGGUCGAUUAGAACGGUUGCAUCGUUUACCGGAGAGAAGCAAGCGAUAAGCAAUUACAAUAAGCAUCUUGUGUCUGCAUAUAGAGCAGGGGUGUUUGAAGGAGCUUCCACAGGGCUUGGACUUGGUACACUCAACAUAGUCAUCUUUUGCACUUAUGCUUUAGCGGUUUGGUAUGGUGGGAAGAUGAUAUUGGAGAAAGGAUACACAGGAGGACAAGUUCUCAUCAUCAUCUUCGCGGUUUUAACCGGUUCCAUGUCGUUAGGACAAGCAUCUCCAUGUUUAAGCGCGUUUGCAGCUGGUCAAGCCGCGGCAUACAAAAUGUUUGAAACAAUCAAAAGAAAGCCGGAGAUUGAUGCUUCUGAUACAACUGGAAAAGUUCUUGAUGAUAUUAGAGGAGACAUUGAGCUUAAAGAUGUCAACUUUAGUUACCCGGCAAGACCAGAAGAGCAGAUCUUUCGCGGGUUUUCACUCUCUAUCUCGAGUGGUUCAACCGUGGCUCUAGUUGGGCAGAGCGGAAGUGGAAAGUCUACUGUUGUGAGUCUAAUAGAGAGGUUUUAUGAUCCACAAAGCGGUGAAGUCCGAAUAGAUGGGAUUAACCUCAAAGAGUUUCAGCUAAAGUGGAUCAGAAGCAAGAUAGGACUUGUGAGUCAAGAACCGGUUUUGUUCACUUCAAGCAUAAAGGAAAACAUCGCAUACGGGAAAGAAAAUGCAACAAUCGAAGAGAUUCGUAAGGCUACAGAGCUCGCAAAUGCGUCUAAAUUCAUUGACAAGCUUCCUCAGGGUUUAGACACGAUGGUUGGAGAACACGGAACUCAGCUUUCGGGUGGGCAAAAACAGAGGAUUGCGGUGGCUAGAGCGAUUCUGAAAGAUCCAAGAAUCUUGCUUUUAGAUGAAGCAACAAGCGCACUUGAUGCAGAGUCUGAGAGGAUUGUUCAAGAAGCUCUUGACAGGAUCAUGGUCAACCGAACAACUGUCGUUGUCGCUCACAGAUUGAGCACAGUGAGAAAUGCAGACAUGAUUGCUGUGAUUCAUCAAGGCAAGAUCGUAGAGAAAGGUUCUCACUCUGAGCUCCUAAGAGAUCCGGAAGGAGCGUAUUCUCAGCUCAUACGUCUACAAGAAGAUACUAAACAGACAGAAGAUUCAACGGAUGAGCAGAAACUAUCAAUGGAGUCCAUGAAACGGUCUAGUUUGAGGAAGUCGUCGCUAAGCCGGUCUUUAAGCAAAAGAUCUUCUUCUUUCUCUAUGUUUGGUUUUCCAGCAGGAAUAGAUACAAACAAGGAAGCCAUACCAGAGCAAGACAUCAAGGCUUCCACUCCGACCAAGGACAAGAAAGUCUCAUUCUUUAGAGUCGCUGCUCUAAACAAACCAGAGAUUCCUAUGCUUAUACUUGGAUCUAUAGCCGCGGUCUUAAACGGAGUUAUACUUCCGAUAUUCGGGAUUCUAAUCUCAAGCGUGAUCAAAGCAUUUUUCAAACCACCUGAGCAGUUAAAAUCCGAUACAAGGUUUUGGGCAAUCAUCUUCAUGCUUCUUGGUGUAGCUUCAAUGGUGGUCUUCCCGGCACAAACGAUUUUUUUCUCCAUAGCCGGAUGUAAACUGGUGCAGCGGAUAAGAUCAAUGUGUUUUGAGAAAGUGGUUCGUAUGGAAGUUGGAUGGUUCGAUGAGACUGAGAAUUCAAGUGGUGCUAUUGGAGCUAGGCUCUCUGCUGAUGCAGCUACGGUUCGUGGUCUAGUUGGAGACGCAUUGGCUCAAACGGUUCAGAAUCUUGCCUCUGUAACGGCCGGUGUGGUCAUCGCUUUUGUGGCGAGCUGGCAGUUAGCUUUCAUUGUUCUCGCGAUGCUUCCGCUAAUCGGGCUUAACGGUUAUAUAUACAUGAAGUUCAUGGUUGGAUUCAGUGCAGACGCAAAGAGAAUGUACGAGGAAGCGAGCCAAGUAGCGAAUGAUGCAGUCGGGAGCAUAAGAACGGUUGCUUCAUUCUGUGCAGAGGAGAAAGUGAUGAAAAUGUAUAAGAAGAAAUGUGAAGGUCCUAUGAGAACAGGAAUACGUCAAGGCAUAGUUAGUGGUAUCGGUUUCGGAGUUUCUUUCUUUGUCCUCUUCUCUUCUUACGCCGCCAGUUUCUACGCCGGUGCAAGGCUUGUCGAUGACGGGAAAACAACCUUCGAUUCUGUUUUCAGGGUUUUCUUUGCUUUGACAAUGGCGGCCGUAGCUAUCUCUCAGUCAAGUUCACUGUCUCCUGAUUCCAGCAAAGCUAGCAAUGCGGCUGCAUCGAUAUUUGCGGUUAUAGAUAGGGAAUCGAAGAUUGAUCCGAGUGAUGAGUCUGGGAGAGUUCUUGACAAUGUCAAAGGAGAUAUCGAACUUCGUCAUAUCAGUUUCAAAUAUCCUUCAAGACCAGACGUUCAGAUCUUCCAAGAUCUCUGUCUGUCUAUUCGCGCUGGAAAGACAAUAGCUUUGGUUGGAGAGAGUGGAAGCGGGAAAUCGACAGUGAUUGCGUUGCUACAGAGGUUUUACGACCCUGAUUCUGGUCAGAUCACUCUUGAUGGAGUUGAGAUCAAGACUUUGCAGCUGAAAUGGUUAAGGCAGCAAACCGGGCUAGUGAGCCAAGAACCGGUUUUGUUCAAUGAAACGAUUAGGGCUAACAUUGCUUAUGGUAAAGGAGGCGAUGCUACUGAAACCGAAAUAGUAUCCGCAGCUGAGCUAUCUAACGCUCAUGUCUUCAUCAGUGGGCUACAACAGGGCUAUGAUACAAUGGUAGGUGAAAGAGGAGUUCAAUUAUCAGGUGGGCAAAAGCAAAGAGUAGCCAUAGCCAGAGCAAUCGUUAAAGACCCUAAGGUGUUACUACUUGAUGAAGCCACGAGUGCUCUAGACGCUGAGUCAGAGCGUGUGGUUCAGGAUGCAUUGGACCGGGUUAUGGUUAACCGAACCACCGUGGUGGUGGCACACCGGUUAUCGACAAUCAAGAAUGCUGAUGUAAUUGCAGUGGUUAAGAAUGGAGUCAUCGUGGAGAAGGGAAAGCAUGAGUCUUUGAUUAAUAUCAAAGAUGGUGUUUAUGCUUCUUUAGUACAACUUCAUCUGAGUGCUUCUACAUAAAAUUCCCUUUCUAGUGAUUUUAGCAUUUCUGAGUUAAUAUACAAUGGAACUGAAA